AUGUGGCUGCUGAGCUCGCUGCUGCUGCUGCCCGCGCUGCUGCGGGAGGCGCUCGCCUACACCGCCCUCUCCGACGCGAGUCUGCGCUCCAUCCCCGAGCCCGGCGACGACUUCGACAUCCACACAGGAAAGCUCCUGUCGCCCAUCCUCAUCCCCCGUGUCCCCGGCACCGACGGUUCCCAGAAGGUCCUCUCGCACUUCGCCGACUUCUUCACCCAGAACCUGCCCAAAUGGAACAUCUCCUUCCAGAACUCGACAAGCGUUACUCCAACCUCGGGAGGGAAGCAGGUCCCCUUCGUCAAUCUCAUAGCUACGCGUGAUCCGCCGUGGACGCAAGGAGACGGCGACGUUGGAAGACUAGCACUGGUCGCGCACUACGAUUCCAAACUCACCCCCAAUGGCUUCAUUGGUGCGACCGACUCCGCUGCUCCAUGCGCCAUGUUACUGCACGCUGCUAGGAGCUUGGAUGAGGCAUUGACCAAGAAGUGGGCGGCAAUGGAGGCAGAAGGGAUCGCUGGUGAUGACCUUCUGGAGAGCCAUCAGGGUAUACAAAUACUCCUGCUGGACGGUGAAGAGGCCUUCCACACGUGGACGCACGACGACUCGUUGUAUGGCGCUAGGUCGUUGGCAGAGGAAUGGGAGGGGGCAGCAUAUGCGGGCUGGAGCUCCUACCGUUCACCUCUCUCCACUAUCGAAUUGUUCGUUCUGUUGGAUCUGCUUGGUGCCAAAGACCCAACCGUACCGUCGUACUUCAAGACUACGCACUGGGCAUAUCAGAAGAUGGCUGAUGCCGAAAGGCGACUUCGCGAAGCCCACCGAUUCAGGAGCUCGCCAAACCACCCGUCAAAGCGUAAGCCUGGCGCUCAGGUUCGAGAUGAGCCAAUGUUUCUGUCCGAAGGCAGCAAGAAAGACACCGAUCGCUGGGUGGGAGGCUAUGUGGAGGACGACCACGUUCCCUUCAUGGAACGCGGAGUAGAGACUCUUCACAUCAUUACGUCCCCAUUCCCAAGCGUGUGGCAUACUAUCAAUGACGACGGCGAGCAUCUGGACAUGGACACGGUCAAUGAUUGGACGUUGUUGACCAUUGUCUUUGCCGCUGAAUGGAUGGAAUUAGAGGGAUUCUUCACCCAGGACACCACCGCCCACUUGAAAGCUAGAAAACUUGGAGAAGAAGAGAAAAGCGAAUUGUGAGUCUACUUCACUUCGCCUUCCUUUGUCCAUCUACCAAAACUUGUGUACUAAUACCUCCUAGUCUUUACGAGAUACCCUGA
This is a messenger RNA of Lecanosticta acicola, 1271 nucleotides long. NCBI's taxonomy places the organism in Eukaryota, Fungi, Ascomycota, Dothideomycetes, Mycosphaerellales, Mycosphaerellaceae. The record is from the annotation of a GenBank genome assembly.